This is a messenger RNA of Mycena citricolor, 547 nucleotides long. The record is from the annotation of a GenBank genome assembly. NCBI's taxonomy places the organism in Eukaryota, Fungi, Basidiomycota, Agaricomycetes, Agaricales, Mycenaceae.
UCCCAUGUUAAUUCGAAGGUUAAUGAUACAAUCUGCAUCUAUAUCUACGCCUUAUCCGGCCGGAAAGGCAAUGGGCUGGACCGAGAUACUUUCCGAGAGAGACAAGAGCUCCAAGAAGACUCGUCCUCGAAUGACAAUCCUGCGGUUGUGGACGGCCCGCCCGGAUCUGCCUCUCAGCUCUUUUUCGUGCCUCCAGUGGGGCAUAGACAGAUGUUUGCCACCGAUCAGAAGAUCCUAGCAGGCAUUCAAUUGAAAGACGGUUCAUGCGAGCCUGGUGUGCGAGAUGCUUUGUUCGUGACGCCAUUUCGUGGGGAAGUACCGGCUAUCAAGUUCUGUUCCGUUCAUUCAAUAUGAAAGCUCACGUAUCUUGUGUCAGGUCCACCGAUGGUUCGAAACAGACAGGUAGGGGGAGAAUUCUACCCGCUUCUCGAGAAUGGCUGACACUCACAUCCUGGUGCCAGAGAAUCGAUGUGAACAUCAACAUCUGGGCAGAGAGGACUUGCAGUCCAGGAAUGGUACCAACCUCCACCAGAGCUCAUCGCACACA